Aethina tumida (small hive beetle) is the source of this 1202-nucleotide messenger RNA. RefSeq lists its product as uncharacterized. Lineage: Eukaryota; Metazoa; Arthropoda; Insecta; Coleoptera; Nitidulidae. The record is from RefSeq and is a predicted model, not a curated record. Bases 26 to 886 code for a protein of 286 amino acids. The transcript has 2 exons.
UGUUUAUAUUGCAUUAAGUAUUAGAAUGGCAAAUCAAAUUAAAUGGCUAACCAUCUUCGUCUUAGUACAAAUUUACAGUUCCGCAAUGGCGAACCCUGUAAAAACAGAGCUCAGCCAAAAGGAUAAAUCACUAGUCAAACAACAACUACAAAACGAUGAUAGCGAUCGAAGAAAAAGAAGUUAUUAUCCAUGGUCAGGACAAAUCGCACCUCUUCAAUACGAAAGUUUCACACACUGGAAGCCUCCAACAUACCAACUAAGUCGACCGUAUUACAUCCCGAUUUUCGGAGCGCCAGGAAGGAUACCGGUUUAUUAUCCACCACAACCUCUUCUGUUAAACCCCGGUACUCCACAGGACAAUCCAACGUUCCCAAGGCAAAACAUGUACUUGCCUCCAUUUACAACUUCACGUCCAGGGGCAGACAGUAACUUCGAUGGGCAGUCGUAUUUGCCGCCCAAAACUGACAAGCCGGCUAUUGAGGAUAAAUUCGGUAUGGACGAUGACGCACCAGUAUGGGGAGGAAAUAAUGGUCAAACUGACAAAACAACAACUCAAAGACCCUCAACAAUGCGACCCACUCGCCUUCCAAAACCACAAUCCGAAACUCUUCCUCCUUUGCUGCACGUCGAUACUGACAAGGGAACCAAUCAACUUUCUGUGGAUCAACCCGAACUUCCUCCUCCUGAAGCACCUCCAAGGCAAGGACCCAGUAAUUGUGUUUGGGCUAUUGUUAAUUGUUGUUCGGUCAGUAAUCCGAGAGUUGUGGAAGCUUGUUUCGAACAGAGGGGGUGUCCUGGACCAUUCUGGGGUAAAAGUCCUUGUGAAGGUGACUUCGCCCGUGCUGCCUUGGAAAAUACUUUGAAUUAUUACAAUCCUGAUGCUUGAGAGUUUCUUUUUAAUAUCAUGUGUGUGAUAUCUUUACUUAAAAUAUAUAUUGGUGCCUUUUCCGACCAAAUUUUAUAUAUGUAAUGCAGAUCUGACAUAUUUAUUUUGUUUUCAAAAAAAUUUUGUCCGUACUCAUGUGACAGUAAAACAUUGUUUAAGUUUUGUGAUUGAAUCAAUUAUAGCUUUGUUUUCUGUCGCUUUACAAUAGCAUAGGUAAUUAUUUAUUUAUUUAAGAAAUUUAGUUUAAAUAGUUAUUAAAAAGUUGUGAUGUACAAGUUACUGGCUUGUAAAUCUGCCAAAUAAAAUAUAUUAGGAA